This is a messenger RNA of Stegodyphus dumicola, 6640 nucleotides long. It is a transcript of the gene ACC, whose product is annotated as acetyl-CoA carboxylase. Gene Ontology annotation, molecular function: acetyl-CoA carboxylase activity; metal ion binding; ATP binding. Gene Ontology annotation, biological process: fatty acid biosynthetic process. Lineage: Eukaryota; Metazoa; Arthropoda; Arachnida; Araneae; Eresidae. The record is from RefSeq and is a predicted model, not a curated record. Gene Ontology annotation, cellular component: mitochondrion.
GACGUCACAGCAGAAAGAGGAAAGGGUAGACAAGCAGACGAAAAUCGUAGCAUUUCAGUUUAGUAGUAACGUGCAUGUGGCGUGACUGCUUCAUUCUGAAUAGUGGCACAGAGCAGAUAGCCGCUUAUUUCUCGGAAUACCAUGGCACGAAGAGGUUUACAGAUUACAAAAGAAACUAGCCAGUCAUGUGCACUGAAUGGAGAAGUUCAAGAUGAGCAAACAGAAGACGCAUGCCAUGAAAAUUCCAUUGAAGAGAAAAAACAAAAAGGACAUUUUCUUUUUACCGAGUCCAGUCCAGCUGCAACGGAGAAUUGCAAUUCUCAUUCCAGUGAAAAAAUUAAAUUUAUUGUGUCGGAAGAAGAUGAUGAAUUUGCGGAUGUAGUUGAAGAAUCAGUUUCUGGAUUCCAAAUUAAAGAUGCCUUGAACAUCAACAAGUCUAAUCAGCAAAGUACCCACAUAAGGCAGUCUAUGUCAGGGGCCCAUCUCCUUCAACUGGAAAAAGAUCAAACACAAUUUGAAGGAAGGGACUUGACGAUAGCUACUCCUGAAGAAUUUGUUCGACGGUUUGGUGGAAGUCACGUUAUCAAUAAAGUACUAAUUGCAAAUAACGGUAUUGCUGCUGUUAAGUGCAUGCGUUCAAUUCGAAGAUGGGCUUAUGAAAUGUUUAGAAAUGAAAGAGCAAUACGCUUUGUUGUUAUGGUGACACCUGAAGAUCUGAAAGCUAAUGCUGAAUACAUCAAACUUGCUGAUCAUUAUGUUCCUGUUCCUGGUGGAACAAACAAUAACAACUAUGCCAAUGUUGAAUUGAUAUUGGAUAUUGCAAAAAGAAUGAAUGUGCAGGUUGUUUGGGCUGGUUGGGGUCAUGCGUCAGAGAAUCCAAAAUUGCCAGAACUUCUUAAUAAAAAUGGAAUAGCAUUUAUGGGUCCUCCAGAAAAGGCUAUGUGGUCUCUUGGGGACAAAAUAGCAUCUUCCAUAGUAGCUCAAACUGCAGGUAUUCCUACAUUACCAUGGAGUGGCUCUGGGCUCAUAGCUGAGUGGAACAAUGUUAAUAAUAAAAUAAAGAUACGUCCUGAAUUGUACAAAAAAGGAUGUGUGUCAGAUGUCGACGAGGGACUGAAGAUAGCUCAAGAAAUAGGAUUUCCUGUAAUGAUUAAAGCAUCUGAAGGGGGAGGUGGCAAAGGCAUAAGAAAAGCAGUUAGCAUAGAUGAUUUUCCGACUCAGUUUCGUCAAGUCCAAACUGAGGUUCCAGGGUCACCUGUUUUUAUUAUGAAAAUGGCAACUUGUGCUCGGCAUUUAGAAGUGCAGUUAGUUGCUGAUUCGUAUGGUAAUGCCUUGUCAUUGUUUGGAAGAGACUGUUCCAUACAAAGGCGACAUCAGAAGAUUAUUGAAGAAGCUCCUUGUGUUAUAGCUAAACCUAAUGUUUUUGAGCAAAUGGAAAAGGCAGCUGUACGUUUAGCAAAGAUGGUAGGCUACGUUAGUACUGGUACUGUGGAGUACCUUUAUGAAGAUGAUGGAAGUUUUUACUUUUUAGAGCUAAAUCCAAGGUUACAGGUUGAGCAUCCGUGUACAGAAAUGGUUGCUGAUGUAAAUCUCCCAGCUUGUCAACUGCAGAUAGCUAUGGGUAUACCUUUGCAUAGGAUAAAAGAUAUAAGAAUGCUAUACAAAGAAAAUCCGUGGAGUGAUUCUCCCAUUGAUUUUGAUAAUCCACCACAUAAACCUCGUCCGUGGGGACAUGUAAUUGCAGCUCGAAUUACUAGUGAGAAUCCCGAUGAAGGAUUUAAGCCAAGUGCUGGAACUGUUCAAGAACUAAAUUUCAGAAGUAAUAAAAAUGUUUGGGGUUAUUUUAGUGUGACUGCUUCUGGUGGACUACAUGAAUUUGCUGAUUCACAGUUUGGACAUUGUUUCUCUUGGGGAGAAAAUCGAGAAGAAGCUCGUGAAAAUCUUGUUGUUGCACUUAAAGAGUUAUCUAUUAGAGGCGAUUUUAGAACUACUGUUGAAUAUUUGAUAACACUACUGGAGACUGAUGACUUUCAGAGGAAUAACAUAAAUACAAGUUGGCUUGACCAUUUAAUUGCUGAAAAAGUUAAGGCUGAGAAACCUGAUACAACACUUGCUGUGAUAUGUGGAUCAUUGCACGUUGCUGAUCGAACUAUUCUUGAUAACUUCCAUAAUUUUCAAACAUCUCUUGAGAAAGGUCAGAUAAUGCCAGCCAAUAUCCUGGGUAAUACUGUUGAUGUAGAUCUAAUUUAUGAUGGUAUAAAAUAUAAAGUUCAGGUUACAAAGUCUGGUCCCAGUCGCUACUUUUUGUCUAUGAAUAAUUCAUACAAGGAAAUUGAAGCGCAUAGAUUAAGUGAUGGAGGACUUCUUUUAUCAGUAGAUGGUGCAAGUUACACUACGUAUGUGAAAGAAGAGAUAGAUCAUUACAGAGUAGUGAUUGGGAAUCAAACAUGUGUGUUUGAAAAGGAAAACGAUCCAACAAUAUUAAGGUCACCUUCAACUGGUAAACUUAUCCAGUUCCUUGUUGAAGAUGGUGCUCAUGUUUAUCCUUCUCAGGCUUAUGCUGAAAUUGAAGUAAUGAAAAUGGUUAUGACUUUGACUAUAAGUGAAAGUGGUUGCAUUCACUUUGUGAAACGUCCUGGUGCAGUGUUAGAAGCGGGUACCAUUUUAGCUCGUUUAGAAUUGGAUGACCCAUCACAAAUGAAAAGAGCUCAGUUGUUUACUGGUGUAUUCCCAAAUGAUGAUUUUCCUAGCUGGCAUGGCGAUAAAUUAAAUCAAGUAUUUCAAGCUGCACGUCAAGAACUUGAAUAUAUACUGGCUGGUUACGCUUUACCUGAUCCAUACUUCACUCCUAAAAUGAUGCAAGCCGUUGAUACUUUUAUGAAAACAUUGCGGGAUCCUAGCCUGCCUCUUCUAGAACUUCAAGAAAUAAUAUCUUCAAUUUCUGGAAGAAUUCCUUCUAAUGUGGAAAAAAAUAUAAAGAAAUUGAUGUCUAUGUAUUCAAGUAACAUAACUUCUGUCUUAGCACAGUUUCCUAGCCAACAGAUAGCUAGUGUUAUUGACAGCUAUGCAGCCACUCUUCAGAAAAGAUCUGAUAGAGACGUGUUCUUUAUGACAACACAAGGUAUCGUUCAGUUAGUUCAAAGGUACAGAAAUGGUAUACGUGGCAGGAUGAAAGCUGUGGUACAAGAUCUUCUGCGUCAGUAUUUAUCUGUUGAAACAGAAUUUCAAAAUGGACAUUAUGACAAAUGUGUGGCAUUGCUAAGAGAGAAGCAUAAAGAUGAAAUGGCUACUGUGGUUGGAAAGAUAUUCUCUCAUUUACAAGUUAGCAAAAAGAAUCAGCUUAUAAUAAAACUCAUUGAUCAUCUGUGUGGACAUGAGCCUGGACUGACAGAUGAAUUAGCUGCAAUUUUAAAUGAUCUUACUACUCUAAAUAAAUCGGAAAACUCAAAAGUAGCUUUAAGAGCUCGUCAGGUUCUAAUUGCUGCUCAUCAGCCACCUUAUGAACUACGACAUAAUCAAAUGGAAUCAAUUUUUCUAUCAGCUAUUGACAUGUAUGGGCAUGAUUUCUGUCCUGAGAACCUUCAAAAACUUAUUAUGUCUGAAACUUCAAUUUUUGAUGUAUUACAAGAUUUCUUUUUCCACAGUAACGUUGUUGUUCGAAGAGCAGCUCUGGAGGUAUAUGUUAGAAGGGCUUAUAUUUCCUAUGAACUAACUUGUCUCAAGCACCUCAGUUUGUCAUCUGGAAUUUGUGCAGCUCUCUUCCAGUUUCUUCUACCUUCAUCUCAUCCAAACAGGGCAUUCCACUUCACAUCGUGUAAUAUGAAAAAUGAAGAUUCUUCUUCAGUUUCUAGUUGGGAUAUUAGAGAAGCAUUUGAAAAUUGUCAUCGUUUGGGACUUUUGGCAGCUUAUUCAAAUUUUGAUAUAUUUGAAAGGAAUUUUAAAGAGUUGAUUGAAGUUUUUGAGACUGCUGCAAAUGCUAAAAGACUAGAUGAUGUAUGUUCUAAUGAAGAAGAACGUGGUAACUUCACUGAGCCAAAUCAGCCUUCGCUUACCUAUUUUUUAAAUAUCCUGAAUGUAGCAAUUUUGAUGCAAAAUAUGGAUGAAGAUGCUCAUUAUAGCAAGAUGUUUUCUAAUUUUUGUCAAGCAAAUAAGCCACUCUUUCUGGAGAAGAAACUGCGCAGAAUUACAUUUAUUGUUUUGCAUAAGCAACAGUUUCCGAAGUAUUUCACUUACAGGGCAAGAGAUAAUUUUGAAGAAGACUGCAUUUAUAGGCAUUUAGAGCCAGCAUUAGCAUUUCAGCUAGAGAUUAACCGCUUACGGAAUUAUGAUUUAGAAGCUAUACCUACAGCAAAUCAAAAGAUGCAUUUAUAUUUAGGCAAAGCUAAGGUUGCAAAGGGACAAGAAGUGACUGAUUAUAGAUUUUUCAUCCGUUCCAUCAUCAGACAUUCAGACCUAGUGACAAAGGAAGCAUCUUAUGAAUAUUUGCAAAAUGAAGGAGAAAGAUUACUUUUGGAAGCAAUGGAUGAAUUAGAAGUUGCAUUUACUCAUCCACAGGCUAAAAGAACGGAUUGCAAUCAUAUUUUCUUAAAUUUUGUUCCAAAAGUGACAAUGGAUCUCUCUAAAAUUGCUGAAAAUGUCCGUGGGAUGGUUAUGAGAUAUGGUCCAAGGCUAUGGAAGUUGAGAGUUUUGCAAGCUGAAUUGAAAAUGACCAUUAGGCUCACCCCAACUGCUAAAUGUAUGCCUAUACGCUUGUAUCUUGCUAAUGAAAGUGGUUACUAUUUGGAUAUGAACUUAUACAAAGAAGUUACUGAUCCUGCUACUGGUCUGACAAAAUUUGAGGCAUGGGGUCACAAACAAGGUCCAUUACACGAUCUGCCAAUAUCUACCCCAUAUAUGACAAAAGAUUAUCUGCAACUAAAGCGUUUCCAAGCUCAGUCUAAUGGUACCACAUAUGUGUAUGAUUUCCCAGAUAUGUUUCAACAGUCAUUAAAUCGUUUAUGGGAGGAAUAUACCAUGGGUCGUCCAGAAAUGGAAGUUCCUACUCAGUUAUUGAAGCACACAGAGUUGGUUUUAGAUGCCGCUGGGAGUUUAGUAGAGAGGAAACGGCUACCAGGUGAAAAUGAUAUUGGAAUGGUAGCUUGGAAAAUGACAUUUAUUACACCUGAGUAUCCACAAGGGCGAGAUGCUAUAGUCAUAUGUAAUGAUAUUACGCAUUUAAUUGGAACUUUUGCACCUCAAGAAGAUUUGUUAUUUCUAAAAGCAUCUGAGAAAGCUCGGGAACUGGGCAUUCCUAGAUUGUAUAUUUCUGCAAAUAGUGGGGCGCGCAUUGGAUUAGCAGAAGAAAUAAAGCAUAUCUUUAAUGUAGCAUGGAUUGACCCUGAAAAUCCUGAUAAGGGUUACAAAUAUGUGUAUCUGACACCAGAAAAUUUUAAGAAAGUUAGUGCUAUGAAUUCAAUUCAUGCUGUUUUGAUAGAAGAUGAAGGUGAAUCUAGAUACAAAAUUACUGAUGUUAUUGGUAAGGAUGAAGGACUAGGUGUGAAGAACUUAAGGUGUGCUGGAAUGAUUGCUGGUGAAUCUUCUCAGGCUUAUAAAGAUAUCAUCACCAUAAGCAUGGUGACAUGCCGAGCAAUAGGAAUUGGAGCAUACCUUGUGAGACUUGGCCAAAGAGUUAUUCAGAUUGAAAAUUCUCAUAUCAUACUGACUGGAGCUGGUGCAUUAAACAAGCUUCUUGGUCGGGAAGUAUAUACAUCCAAUAACCAACUUGGAGGUGUUCAAAUCAUGCACAAUAAUGGGGUUUCUCAUGUUACUGCACCAGAUGAUCUUGAAGGAAUCUACAUAAUGCUGAAGUGGCUUUCUUAUAUGCCAAAAUGUCGAGGUGCAGAACUGCCUAUAAUGGAACCACUAGAUCCUGUAGACAGAGAUGUAAUUUUUAUCCCUACAAGACUUCCAUAUGAUCCAAGGUACUUAUUAGCUGGAAGGGAAAGUCCAAACCUUGCAGGUUUCUGGGAAGAUGGCUUCUUUGAUUAUGGAUCUUUCAUGGAAAUUAUGCAGCCAUGGGCGCAAACUGUAAUAUGUGGACGAGCACGUCUAGGAGGUAUACCUGUAGGUGUUAUAGCUGUAGAAACACGCACAGUAGAAAUUGAUAUUCCUGCUGAUCCUGCCAAUUUGGAUUCGGAAGCAAAGGUUAUUUCCCAAGCUGGCCAAGUAUGGUUCCCUGAUUCAGCAUAUAAAACUGCUCAAGCUAUAAAUGAUUUUAAUAAAGAAGAAUUGCCUUUGAUUGUGUUUGCUAAUUGGCGGGGGUUUUCUGGAGGCAUGAAAGCUUCUUGAUCAAAAAAUACCACAAAUUCUCAAUUGGAUUGAGAUCAAGUGACUGCAGCAGAGUGUUCAAGCUUUGGGGAACUUUAUGUAAGAGGAAUUGUUGUGUUGUCAUCUUUAAUACAACUUUGACGUGAUUUUAAAUCUCACAAUAUUUCUGCACAUUUUCUGGCAUUUAAAAUUCCCUCAAUUAUAGUCGAAUUACCAGUUCCAUUUUAGCUAUAUUACAUACCAUAACAUUUCUACCACCAUGUAUUACAGUUGGACAUAGCAUUUUUAUGAUUUAGAGCCGUUUUAUUUUUUCUCAAAGCAGUUUUAUUGCCAU